Andrographis paniculata is the source of this 591-nucleotide messenger RNA. Its product is annotated as auxin-responsive protein SAUR21-like. NCBI's taxonomy places the organism in Eukaryota, Viridiplantae, Streptophyta, Magnoliopsida, Lamiales, Acanthaceae. The record is from RefSeq and is a predicted model, not a curated record. The transcript has 2 exons. Gene Ontology annotation, biological process: response to auxin. The coding region runs from base 222 to 491 and encodes 89 amino acids.
CUUGUGUUCAUUACAGAAUUGGUGUAGAAGUUAAGGAAGAACGAAGGCCCCAGGUCUGUCUUGACUUAUUACAGUAAAGACAUUCAACAGAUAGAUGUCCUAAAGGGGCAAUCAUAUCGACCACAAAAGACUGCGGCGGCUUGUGAUCCUACAGGACUGUACUAAGACAGAUGCAUUUAUCUGACCAUGUCCUGAUAUCUCAGUAGUUUCAGAAUCCCAAAAUGGCAAUCCUACGAAAGCUGAGACUGUCUUUAUCAAGCGAAAGAAGAUCAGCCGAGGUUCCAAAGGGGCACUUAGCAGUAUACAUUGGGGAGACAAGUGAAAAGAAACGAUUUGUUGUUCCGAUGUCUUAUUUGAAGGAUCCUAUGUUUCAAGAAUUGUUGUCUCAAGCCGAAGAGGAAUUCGGGUUCUAUCAUCCAAUGGGAGGCCUGACAAUUCCCUGCAGCGAGAAUUUAUUUGUUGAUCUCACGUCCCGCUUGAGGAAGGCAUAGAAUGCAUACAUGUAUAUGUCAAGAUAGAUAGAUAGGAAGAUAGAGCAAGGAAAAGAUUUUUGUAUCGUUUUUUCUUGAAAUUUAUACGAUCGUUAAUAGA